AUGUCCUCCCCAGACUCCUCCUUACAAGAGCCACUUGAUACAACGCUAGUUCUUGACGAAUCUGUCUCUUUGACCAUCGGCGGCGACUUGCUCCUCAUAGUUGAACCAGAGACCAACUAUGCCAUACCAUUGUACAACAUCCUCGGUGCCGAAAUUACCGCUUCCAAUCUCGUCAUUGCCUAUGCAAAGCCUGCUGCCAAGGACGAAAUUUCCGUAACGACCGUCCAAUAUCCAAUUUCUGAAAAAGAAAAAAAGGCUGUCGAGACAUGGGUACUGCGAUUACUCGAUAGGGCUUAUGCAAAGGCACUGCGCGGCAAACGGCUAAAAGUAUUGGUCAAUCCUUUUGGUGGAAAGGGGACAGCUGCAAGUUUGUAUAAGCGAUUUGCGGCACCAGUCUUCGCCGCGGCGAAGUGCCAGGUGGAUGUACAAACCACGGAACACAGGGGGCAUGCAAUUGAAAUUGCCGAAAAUCUUGAUAUCGAUGCCUACGAUGCAGUCGUUUGCUGCUCUGGCGAUGGCUUGCCCUAUGAGGUAUUCAAUGGGUUGGGCAGGCGACCAGAUGCUCGAAAAGCGCUAGCGCAAACCGCCGUUGCGCUGCUCCCAUGUGGCUCUGGAAACGGAUUUACAUGGAAUGCUUUCGGGACUGGUAGCGUCUCGGUUGCGGCUCUGGCAAUCGUCAAGGGGCUGAGAACUCCACUGGACCUAAUAUCGAUCACCCAGAAAGAUUCGCGCACGCUCUCUUUCCUCUCGCAAUCUUUUGGUAUCGUCGCUGAGUGUGAUUUGGGGACUGAGAACAUUCGCUGGAUGGGUGCUCACCGGUUUACAUACGGUUUCCUGGUCCGUUUGAUGCGGCUAAUGAUCUGGCCUUGUGAUAUAGCCAUCAAGGUGGAAAUUGGCGACAAAGAACGAAUCAAGGAACACUACGCUGCGUGGUCUACACGCCCACAGGAGCCAGAUGCUGACAGUAAACGCCUCGGAAUUGCUGCGGAGUCCCCAGGCCUACCAGAGCUCAAGUAUGGCACAGUGACGGACGAGCUGCCCCAGGGGUGGGAGGUGGUUUCCGGAGAAACCAUGGGCAAUUUCUAUGCGGGAAAUAUGGCCAUAAUGUCGAAAGAUACAAAUAUGUUCCCUGCAGCAUUGCCUGACGACGGCCUGAUGGACGUGGUCACUAUAGAUGGAACAGUCAGUCGUGGUACAACGAUCAGCAUGAUGAACGAAAUUUCCAGUGGUCGAUUUUUCGACAUGCCAGACCUGAAUGUCCGCAAGGCGUCUGCGUUCCGUCUAGUUCCCCACCAGAAGGAGGGCUACAUCAGUAUUGAUGGUGAACGGGUGCCUUUCGAAUCGUUCCAAGCCGAGGUGCACCAGGGACUAGGCACGAUCCUCACCAAAUCUGGCCGCUCCUAUGAGGCGGCAGGUCCUCGCUGA
Penicillium digitatum Pd1 is the source of this 1425-nucleotide messenger RNA. The record is from RefSeq and is a predicted model, not a curated record. Lineage: Eukaryota; Fungi; Ascomycota; Eurotiomycetes; Eurotiales; Aspergillaceae.